Nymphaea colorata (pocket water lily) is the source of this 2848-nucleotide messenger RNA. RefSeq names its product probable nucleoredoxin 3. Lineage: Eukaryota; Viridiplantae; Streptophyta; Magnoliopsida; Nymphaeales; Nymphaeaceae. The transcript is spliced from 4 exons. The record is from RefSeq and is a predicted model, not a curated record. Bases 117 to 1361 code for a protein of 414 amino acids.
UAUCUUAUCAACUUCUCAUCGGAAUUUUUUCCCCUUUAUAUUCUCGUUCCAGCCUUCCUUCUUCGUCGUCGUCAUAAUUUGUUCUCUUCUGUUUAUUCUUGGCUUCAGAGCCAGGCAUGGAGAUCCAUGAUCGGUCGCCCUUUCUUCCGGAAGGUUUGGAGUUUGUGCUCUCUCAUGAAGGGGAGGUUUCUGUUUCAUCAAUUGUCCAACAUACAGUGUGCCUCUUCUUCUCAGCCCAUUGGUGCAGGCCUUGUAGGAAUUUCACACCUCAACUAAUACAAGCCUACGACGAACUCAAACAGAGGGGAGAUUAUCUAGAAGUGAUAUUCAUUUCUUUCGACAAAGAUGAAGCUUGCUUCUUGGAACAUUACAAGGCCAUGCCAUGGCUGGCUCUGCCAUUUGAUGAGGGCCUUCGCAGGCGGAUAUGCUCUCAGUAUAAGGUUGACCAUAUACCAGCACUGAUUCCACUGGACUGCAACGUGAAGGCCAUUGUAGCUGAUGCAGUGCAACUGAUUGAAGAUUAUGGUGUCGAUGCCUUCCCAUUCACAGUUGAGAGAAGAGAGAAACUAAAGGCAAUUGAUGAGGAAAGAAAGGGGUGCACAUUACAGGCCUUGCUCGUCUCAGAUAGAGUGAAUCACCUUUACAGCAAUAAUGGUAUUCAGGUUCCUCUUUCCAAUCUCACAGGCAGAACAACCGGCUUAUAUUUUGCUGCAAAUUGGAGUCCACCUUGCAAAUAUUUCACUUCCCAACUUGUUAGAGUGUAUGAUGAUCUCAAGGUGACAAAUGGUGAUGAAUUUGAGGUAGUUUUGGUGUCAAGUGACAGGGAUCAGUGUGCUUUUAAUCAAUGCAAGAGCACCAUGCCAUGGCUUGCCAUUCCAUUCAACAGCAAAUCCAGGCAUGAGCUCUUUAGGAUCUUCAAUAUCAAGGCAAUUCCUGCAUUGGUCUUCAUUGGCCCAAAAGGGGAACCAUACGGCACUGAUGGGCGGGAGAUGAUCACAUGCCAUGGAGCCAAUGCGUUCCCAUUCACAGAGGAGAGGGCCGUAGAGUUGGGUGCUGCUGUGGAAAGGGAAAAGGAGGGACUAGCUGAUCAAGUUAAGGACCAAAAACACAAGCAUCUGCUGAAGCUUGACAUGAGAAAGGCCUUCAUCUGCAAUGGGUGUCGAAAGGAAGGAAGGUUCUGGUCAUUCUGCUGUAGAAUAUGUAAUUUUGACCUUCAUCCGGAUUGUGUCAUGGAAGAGAACGAGACGAAGAUCAAAAAAGAAGGAAGAAAUGAGAUAUGCAUACCUGCAACUAAAUCAGGAAUUCAGGAAUUCCACUUCACAACUACUACCUUCAGAGCAAUAUCUAACCAAUCCUCCUGAACCCCAGGUUCCCAGUUUAGGAUUCAAUCAUAAUAUGCGAUCCAACACUUAGGCAGAUGUUUUCUUCCUGCUUUAUAUUAUGAUGGGCACACCAUAUAUGUCUCACUUGACAGCAAAUUGCUUGUCAUUGCACAUAUUCUGUAAUAAUCCACACGAAUUAGUCUACAGUUUAAAUCCAAAAUAAUUUUCAAAAUGAACUCUUCAAAAACAAUUUAAGCAAAUAUCUAAAUUGAUCUUAAAAACACAUUUCAGAUAAUGUCUUGAAAACCAUUUUCCAAUUUCUUACUUUAGGCCUAAUGAUGAAGACUUAGAUCUGGAGGCACCAAACCAAUCGUCAUUUUCCAGAGUCCCUUUCAAAUUGCUUACUUUCAAGCCCAAUAUUAAUAAUUCACCGAAAUGACCAUUUGAAUGAAUUUACAUUUCCAAAUAGGCCAUGCCAUGCGCAUUUCAUUCUCCCAUUUAGAUUUUAGUAUAAUAAUUUAAUAUCUUGUUUUCACAAGAGGGAAAUUGUAAAUUACAUCUAAAAGAACAAGGUCUAAAUGACAAGUCCCAUCACGGUCGUUACUUGUUUUAACACAUGGCUUCAAAUUUUCCUCCAAGACAAUUGAAUAUGGAACUUGCAUUUAUUUUAAACGACAGUUCCGAAAAGGUUUCAGAACUUCACUUUAUGAAAAGAAGUUUGUAAGCGGCCUCCAUUUUGAAAAUGUAAGACUUGAGUAGCAGAACUCAUCCUCUUCAAUAUAAGGUUUGGCCACAUGCAGUGCCCUUACUAGGGGUAACCAAACUAAAGUCUAAAGCUAAUGUUGAUAUAUUCAAUAUGUAUUAUGGUAUUCGUUUCGUCCAAAAGAGUGUGGGUACUUGAUCAAUUUGUCCAAAUAAGUUGAUGAAAUACAUUCAACAUAAAUCUAACAUGUAUACCGGUUUUCCAAACAUAUUGUUUUUACCUUUGCUGGAAGUGAGUCUAUCAAAAAUCUCUUGACACAUCAUGUCUUUUUAAUAAGUAGAUAGGCAUGUUCAUUUGCUUCUCUCAACUUACGCUUCUAGAUCGUAAAUGAACUAAAAAAAAAAUACAUUUUUAGUUCAAGGAGAUGUCCCCUUUGACAGGUCUUGACAGUUUGACCAGAAUGGACCUUAAAUUUGGACAUCCUUAGCUAACUAUGACAUGGCUCAUAUGAGACAAGGCCCAUUCUUGCCAAGAAAUACGCAAUGCUGUGUGUGGAUCAGGCUUUAGAAAAUGUUGGACUUCAGGAAACACAUGGUACCAUAAAAAUUAAUUACUAGUUUAAACUUAGCAAGAGGUUUUAACCAAACCCUGUGAAGACACAUUAAAUCCGUAUCAUGACAUGAUUCUAUCUUCAAGCGAUUGAUUAAGGAUGCACAAUUCAAAUUAAAAAUUAACAAGCAAACACCGAAAGGAGACCUGUAGUUCUGGAAAAAAGAUAAUGCGGUGAUUUUCAGGGCAAUAAUGCAUCACUUCUCCUCAGCCU